Molecule: messenger RNA, 5536 nt
Organism: Mytilus trossulus (common blue mussel)
Lineage: Eukaryota; Metazoa; Mollusca; Bivalvia; Mytilida; Mytilidae
Product: G-protein-signaling modulator 2-like
Exons: 15
Coding region: 143-1981 (612 amino acids)
Biological process (GO): establishment of mitotic spindle orientation
Cellular component (GO): cell cortex
Molecular function (GO): GDP-dissociation inhibitor activity; G-protein alpha-subunit binding
Source: RefSeq, a predicted model, not a curated record
CAUCUACAUUAAUCUCGUUUGUUACGAGAAAUGAUUAAACUUCCCUCCAUCUAAACAAUUUGGAAAAAAAGACUAAGAGGAUUAAAUAUAAAUGGAUCUCUAAAAUGACUGGAGAUGAACUAAACAAACAGGGAUAGAGUCCAUGGAAUCUAAAAUGAUGGACUGUUCCUGUAUGGAACUAGCCCUGGAGGGAGAGCGGCUAUGUAAGGCUGGAGACUGUCAAACAGGUGUCCAGUUUUUCGAAGCAGCCGUCCAGGCAGGAACAGAUGAUCUGAAAACUCUCAGUGCCAUAUACAGUCAGCUUGGCAAUGCUUAUUUCUACCUCCAGGAGUAUGGCAAGGCACUGGAUUACCACAAAUUAGAUCUCACUUUGGCCAGAACCUUAGGAGAUAUGAUUGGUGAAGCCAAAGCCAGUGGCAAUUUAGGCAACACGCUCAAAGUUCUACAAAAGUUUGAUGAAGCUAUUGCCUGCUGCAACAGGCACUUAGAAAUAUCCAGACAGCUUUCAGAUAAGGUAGGAGAAGCAAGGGCUUUGUACAACCUUGGUAAUGUUUAUCAUGCAAAAGGCAAACAUAUGGGGAAGUGUGGAGACCAGGAUCCAGGGGAAUUUCCUCUAGAGGUCAAGGAAGCCUUACAAAAAGCUGCUGAAUACUAUGAAGAAAACCUGCGAUUAGUUAAAGAACUUAGUGAUAAAGCUGCUCAAGGUCGAGCGUGUGGUAACCUUGGUAACACACAUUACCUGCUGGGAAACUUUAAAUUAGCAAUCCGUUACCAUGAAGAAAGAUUGUCCAUUGCUAAAGAGUUUGGAGACAAGUCUGCAGAGAGAAGGGCUUACAGUAAUUUAGGAAAUGCUCACAUAUUUCUCAAUGAAUUUGAGACUGCCUGCGAUGAUUAUAGGAAAUCCUUACAGAUAGCCAAACAAUUAGGAGACAAAGCUUUAGAAGCCCAAGCUUGUUACAGUUUAGGCAAUACUUAUACAUUACUAAGAGACUAUGAAAAAGCUAUUGAAUAUCAUUUAAGACAUUUAGAAAUAGCACGCGAGUUAGAGGAUAGAGUAGGAGAAGGUCGUGCAUGCUGGAGUCUAGGAAAUGCACACAAGGCAUUGGGGCACCAUGAAGAGGCAUUACCAUAUGCAAAUAAACACUUACAGAUAUCAAGAGAGAUAGGAGAUGAAACUGGACAGUUAACAGCAGAGAUGAAUUUAGUUGAUUUACAAACAGCUUUAGGUAUCACAGAUUUACAUGAUAUCAAACUACAAACCAAAGACGAAACAGAUUUACCCCUGUCAAGAAGGCCAUUUAGACGACACAGUAUGGAAAAUAUGGAAUUGAUGAAAUUGACUCCAGACAAGAAGGCAGAGUUAAUGAAUGGUGGAGCAAGACCAAAAGUCCCUAAAUUUCAGAAGGCUGCAAGUGUAGCCACUGAGUCAGAUUUGUCACUUAACAACAGAAAUAAAGAGAAACUACAGUCAAUACAACAAGUAUCUUUUGAUGAUGAAAGUUUCUUUGAUUUGUUGUCAAAAUUCCAAAGCAGACGACUCGAUGACCAACGAUGUUCAAUCCAAGUAGAACCUGUUACGCCGAGAACCGGAACAGAUAACAGUAAACGUGUAACAGUGUCCUCACCUGGUGCUCAAGAGUUUUUAGAUAUGGUAGCUGGGAUCCAGAGUUCUCGAAUGGACGAUCAGCGAGCAGAUUUACGAUUCCCAGGAUUAAAUUCUCAGGAUGUGAUUGAUCAAAUUCUACAACAGAAAGAAGAAAAUGUCCCUGAUGAUAACUUCUUUGAAAUGUUAAUGCGAUGUCAGGGAACCAGAAUGGAGGAUCAAAGAAGCUCAAUCCCUGUUUCAAGGCCAGCUCCUACAGUACCAGAUGAAGACUUUUUCAGUUUAAUACAGAAAGUACAAUCCAGCAGAUUAGACGAACAAAGGACUCAAGCACCAAAACAACCUCCUGAUCCAGGGAAGAAAAAUCGAAAGAAAUAAUUUAUUUUUAUAUAAUUUGUUAUCAUCUUUUCAUUUGUUUUUGUUGAUUUCAUCUUUGAAAAUGUAUCAUUGUAACUUUGAUAUACUUCAAGGUUCCUUUAACGAAGGUGGUAUUCAGUGCUAGAAAUAAUCAUGUUUCAUUGUUAUAAUGUUGUUUCAAAUAUCUUUAAAAGUAAACAAAGGCCUUAUCAAGUGCUAGGAAUAUGUAACAUUAUAUCAAGGACCUUUAUAAAUUUCUUGGUCCUCUUAAAAUAAACAAUGGCCGUAUCAAGGGCUAGCAUUUAAUAAGACCAACAUGACACAUAGACACACCUACACACGUGCAGUGUUGUAGCUAAUUCCUGGUCACAAAAAGUUAUUUUACAUUAAAAUAUGCUGUUCACCAAUUACCAAAAAAUGAAAAAUAAAAAUAGGACCCUAGGAAUGAUUCCUUAGUUUUACAUGGUUACAUUUUUAAACUGAGAUGACUUUACAUAGUCUGAGUAAUUAAGUUCAAUUGUAAACCUGACAUUACUUUCCUAAUUAAAUGCUAGCAGUAAGGUUAUAAUACUACAACAACCGGAAGAAACCUAUCAAUUCUGUUUUCUGUGUUUUAGAUUGUUAGUGCUAUCUGCUUCAGGGUAUAUUAAAGUUCUGUCUCAUUAAGUAAUAUGUAAAACUUACAUUUUUUGUGUUUCAAGAAAAAUAACAAAGAACAUUUACAAACUCAUGAAGAGUAAAGUAUCUUUUGAAGAUAAUUUUUAACUUUGACAUUUUAUUCUGAAUUGUAUAAGAAGUGGACAUUUUGUUUGUAAAAUAAGUUGUAACGUUGAGUAACUUGACAUCUUGUGAUUGGGUAAAAAAAAAACAGUUUCCUGCUUUGAUAUCUAAUCUAGAAAGUUAUUUGCUGCUUUUGCUUUUAAAAGUUAGAUGUGUUUGUUAGGAGAUAUACUGAAUGUUUUGGGUUAUCAGAUGAGGGGUUUAAAACACAAGAGGUCCUAACACAUACUUACCCCUGUCAUCUGUGUACCUAAUCAGAACAUCAAUUGUUUUGAAUCAGUAUGCAUGUGUCUGAAUUAUCUUUACUUUUCUGAAUUCCUUUUUAAAAAUAUUUCGUCUAAUGUUUGAGACUAAUAAGGGUCAGGUCAACCCCUCUCAUUGGGGAUAUCCCCCAUAAAGGGGGAAAUGUGCCAGAUCUGACAAUAUAUUUCUACACAAAUAAAAGUUCUACAAAUAAGGAUUGAAUCUCACAAAUAUAUAUUUUCUUUAUAUACAUUUCCUUUCUCAAUUUUAUGUAUGUAACAGGAUUUUUGUUCAAUAAAUGUCUUUCUUUUUCUUAUGUUUUAAUAAGAAAGUGAUUGAUAAGUUAUUAUAUAAAUCUCUGCAACUCUCUACAAGGUAAUUUAUAGUUGUUUUGCUAAAUCACAAGAUACAGAAAUGAAAAACAUUUGUUUAAAUUAGCACUAAAACUGCAUGGUAAAUUAUGUUUGGAUGUUUUAUGUUGACUUGUUUAUUUUAUAACAUUCAUUUUCACAGUUUGUAUAUUUUCACAUGUAUUAAAUGUUAAAUCAGUCACAAAAUAUUUUAUUUAGUCUUCAUGGAAACACAUAUGAAACUAGUAAAAAUGGGUUUUAGUUCAUACUGAUCAGGAUGUUGACAAUCAUUGUACAUUAAGCAAUAAUAAAAAGUUAAUUGUUUGUUAAAACAGAGCUGAACUUGGCAUUAGAUAAUAAAUGGUGGAAUAAAAUCACACACUAAUGACAAUACGUCAGUUAUGACAGGCACAAAAAUAAAAUAUCUGCUGCAUGGUUUUUUUUCCUGUAUAUAUAAAUACAGAUAAUGAUUUAAAAUAAUUGAGGAAGAUGUUAAAACAAAAUAGAUGUCUCUUCACUCCAUUGAUAAAAAAAAAGAGGGAUCAAAUCAAAUAAGAUAAUAAAAAUACAUUCUCAAAAAGUGAUUAAUCUGAACUUUUAUAUAAGGAUGAACAAUAUAUUUUUUACACUUAAAAUAAAUUACAUUGUUGUCUUUUGAUUACCUUAAGAACAUUGUCAUAAUUGGCCGUUCAGAAUCUAAAGAAUCAUGGGUAAUUUCAUUGUUCAUACCCCAAAAUGAAAACAACGUUCUGUCAUUGGUUGAAUUUUCAUUGUUUAGAACGUUUUAAUCCAAUCACAACGCUUUGGUGUACGCUUAAUACACAUAAAAAAAUAUUACCUAGAAUGUAUUAGAUUCUGAAACGGCGAAUUGAAUACUUAUAUUGACCAUCUCUUACAUGGUAAUUUUUAAACCUCAGAAAUUAUAAUGUAAGGGCUGUUUCAUUAAAAUACAUGAUACCCAGGGAAGACACUAUGAAAAUGGGGUCGAAAAUAAAAGAGGCAAUUUUAUAUUUCACCUAUAUUUUUAAUACCUGGUAUACAGAAAGUAUUUGACAUCUACCUAUAAAUGAAAACUCUAAGGACUUUUCUGGAUUGCAUGCAUGAUUUUAUGGAACAGCCUUGGGCCUCUUCUUUUUUUAAUAGUAUACGCUCAUCUUUGAAUUUUUAAAUGUCAUAUGUAAACAUGUAAUGAUUGAAGAUUAGAAAAUAAUAAUUUAUUGUUAUCAACAUUCCAGGAAAGGAGUAAUACUUAAUAAAACUUUGUGUUCAGUACUUAACGUGUAUUAAUCAUGUAAAACAAUCUAUCAGUCAAAAGUUCAUCAUGUUAUGUGCAAUAUUCAGUAGAAAUUUUUAUGAAUUGUAAAUAUGUUUUUCCUGCUUUUUGUGCUAAGUAAGUAAAACAAAAUAGAAAUUUUAGUGUUUUAUUGAAUGAUGACUUCCAAGUUAAUUUAUUAGAGAUCUGUUUGCAUACUCCCUUUUCUCUUUAUAUCUAGAUUGAUUGAUUAUUCUUUGAAUUCUGGCCAGAAAGAGAAUUAAAAAAUAUACUAUUUUGUGUCUAAGCAAUAAAAUUCAUGUACCCUGCAAAUAGUGUAAACAAUAAAAUGAACCAUAUCUCCUUUCUAAUUUUGGUUAUCAUUGAUGGUUUUGUUGUACUGUUUACCAUGUUUGUUUGAUAACAAACCAGUCAUUUGGUCUGACGAAUUGUCAUCUCAUUGCCCAUUAUAACAGGUUUUAUUGUUUAAUUUUGAGACUACACUUGUGCUCAGUUCUGUGCAUGGAUCCCUUCAUCAAAUUAAGUUUGUAACUAGGCUUGGGACACCAUGCACUAGGACUUUUUUUUUAUCAGAAUAUUUGGCAUGAUUAGUAAUAUUUGCCAUGAUCAUAAAAGGCAGUAUUGAAAAGGAUGACUGGUUCUUAAUCUAUCCUAGCAAAUACAAUUUAAAACAAGGGACCAGUUUAUUAACAGCAGGACCUCAGUUAACUUGGAACUAUUAGAUUUUUGUAGCAUGUUGAGCAGAGAGAAUUAAAAAGAAUUAAAUUUUUAUGUCUGUGCACUCAAAGGAAUAAAGAAAUGAUAUAAGAUGUAGUUAUAUUUGUUUAUUUAUCCUUCUGAUUGGAAGGAUAUUGUAAAACUAAGAAUUGUUUCAUUGUUAUAGUAGAAGAACAUGAUGUAAACAAACUACAUAAAAAUGUAAAACAUUAA